GGCGCCUAGCGCGGGGAUCCGGCAUGCCCGGCUCUCCGCGCCGCCGCGCGGUCUCACGUGAUCCCGCCCCAAGAUGGCCGCCGCUGCCCUCUUGUUUUGAUGAAUAAUCCCCGCGCGGGGCAGGGGCCGCGGCGCGGGCGGGGGCCGAGGCCGGGGAGCGCGGACGGCCGGCGGCAGCGGGGCAGCGGCUCCCCUGAGGCCGCGGCAGCGGCAGCUGAGGCGCGGGCGGCGGGCAGGCAGCGGGCCGGGGGCGGCGGCGGCGGCGGCGGCGGCGGGGCCGGGGCCAGCUGCCGGUGGGCGAGGCGCGGCGCGGCCGCCCCGGAGAUGCCCUUGUGAGGCUCCCCGGGGGUGCAGAGGCGACAGGAGAGCGCUUCCUCGGAGCUGCCCCGCGGCGGGGCAGAGGAAAGCGCCCUCCCUCCGUUCACCAUUAAGAGGAAGGCGAUGGAGGAGCUGAGUGCGGAUGAGAUCCGUCGGCGGCGCCUGGCUCGGCUGGCGGGGGGACCAUCUUCCCAGCCUACUACACCGCUUACAUCACCGCAGAGAGAGACCCCGCCUGGACCUCCUGUAGUAGCACCAGCCCCAGGGCCAUCCCAUAGUCUAGGCCUAAAUGUCCAUAGCAUGACCCCAGCUACCUCUCCAAUUGGGGCAUCAGGAGUAGCCCACCGAAGCCAGAGCAGCGAAGGAGUGAGUUCACUCAGCAGUUCUCCAUCUAACAGCCUUGAAACACAAUCUCAGUCUCUCUCUCGAUCGCAGAGCAUGGAUAUUGAUAGUGUCUCCUGUGAGAAAAGUAUGUCCCAGGUAGAUGUGGAUUCAGGAAUUGAAAACAUGGAGGUGGAUGAGAAUGAUCGCAGAGAGAAAAGGAGCCUGACGGAUAAGGAACCUCUGUCUGGGUCUGAAGUGUCUGAGGAACAAGCUUUACAGCUGGUCUGUAAGAUCUUCAGAGUCUCUUGGAAGGACCGAGACAGAGACGUUAUCUUCCUGAAUUCACUCUCUGCCCAGUUUAAGCAGAACCCAAAGGAAGUGUUUUCAGAUUUUAAGGACUUGAUCGGGCAGAUUCUGAUGGAAGUGCUGAUGAUGUCCACCCAGUCGAGGGAUGAAAACCCCUUUGCCAGCCUGACAGCUACAUCCCAACCGAUCGCUGCAGCUGCCCGCUCUCCUGACAGAAGCCUGAUUCUAAACAUGGGCUCUAACCCAGGAAGCAGCCCCAUGUUCUGUAAUGUGGGCUCCUUUGGUUCCAGUUCAUUGUCCAGUCUCUAUGGGACUAGUCCAGCUCCUACUACCAAUUUCACAAGCUAUGUACCAAUGACUGGUUCAUCUCUUACCCCACCAGCCAGUUCAGUUGCCACUACAUCUGUGCCUUCCAUUACUGUCAGCUCUCACCUCACAGCAACAAGCCCUUCUUGGAUGCAGCCUUCUUCUCCGAGGUACCGACCGUACACUGUUACCCAUUCUGGAGGCUUUUCAGCUUCUUCCAUCCCACGUUCCUCGAGUAUUUCCAUCCCAUCUAGUUCACCAAGUCCUCCAGCCAUGGCUGCUAGCCCUCCAGCCAUGCCACUCACCCCAUCCAGACAGAGACCCACAACAAUGGGUCCACCUUUGUUUACUGCUUCACCCAGUACCUUGCGCAGGCGUUCUUCUUUACUGAACAGGAUUCCUUCUAGUAUUGGAGGCUCUGGCAGCUCAAGUGUUUCCGAUUCCUGCAGUGACCACUUCACCAUUGAAAAUUGUAAGGAGACAGAGAUGCUGAACUACCUCAUUGAGUGUUUUGACAGAGUUGGAAUAGAGGAGAGAAAAGCACCAAAGAUGUGUAGCCAGCCAACAGUUAGCCAGUUACUGAGCAACAUCCGAUCCCAGUGCAUUUCACAUGCUGCUUUGGUGCUACAGGGAUCCUUGACACAACCAAGGUCGUUGCAGCAGCAGUCUUUGCUGGUACCAUAUAUGCUGUGUAGGAAUCUCCCAUUUGGCUUCAUCCAAGAAUUGGUGAGAACAACUUAUCAGGAUGAAGAGGUGUUCAAACAGAUCUUUAUUCCCAUCUUACAAGGCCUGGCUGUAGCUUCCAAAGAGUGCUCCCUUGAUAGUGACAAUUUUAAAUAUCCCCUUAUGGCACUAUGUGAACUUUGUGAAAUCAAGUUUGGGAAAACACACCCUAUGUGCAGUUUGGUUGUCUCUUUGCCCUUGUGGCUGCCUAAAUCUUUAAGCUCGGGUGCAGGAAGAGAGCUGCAAAGACUUUCCUAUCUUGGAGCCUUCUUCAGUCUCUCUGUCUUUGCUGAAGAUGAUAACAAAGUAGUUGAAAAGUACUUCUCAGGGCCUGCCAUUACUCUUGAAAACACUCGGGUGGUUAGCCAGUCUUUGCAACAUUACCUGGAAUUAGCAAGGCAAGAGCUGUUCAAGAUCCUACACAGUAUUUUGCUGAAUGGUGAAACUCGAGAAGCAGCUCUCAAUUACAUGGCAGCUGUUGUCAAUGCCAACAUGAAAAAGGCACAAAUGCAGACAGAUGACCGUUUGGUAUCUACAGAUGGCUUUAUGCUCAACUUCCUAUGGGUACUACAGCAACUAAGUACGAAGAUCAAGCUGGAAACGGUUGAUCCCAUGUACAUAUUCCAUCCCAGGUGUCGUAUUGACCUCCCAACAGAUGAGACCAGAGUGAAAGCAGCAAUGGAGGAUGUUGCAGCCUGGAUCGCUGAACUUUACAGGGAUCCAUCUCCAUUUUCUGAGCCGAAAUUCCCAACAGAAUGUUUCUUCCUAACCCUGCAUGCCCAUCAUCUCUCAAUCCUGCCAAGCUGCCGCCGGUACAUACGCAGGCUGCGGGCCAUCCGGGAACUCAACAGGACUGUUGAAGAUUUGAAGAACAAUGAAAGUCAAUGGAAGGAUUCUCCUCUGGCUACCAGGCAUCGAGAAAUGCUGAAACGUUGCAAGACACAGCUCAAGAAACUGGUGAGGUGCAAGGCUUGUGCAGAUGCUGGUUUGCUGGAUGAAAACUUUCUCAGGAGAUGUCUGAAUUUCUAUGGCAUGGUGAUUCAGCUGAUGCUUCGCAUUCUUGACCCUGCCUAUCCCAACAUAAAAUUGCCUUUAACUCCCGAAGUUCCGAAGGUAUUUGCUGCAUUGCCAGAGUUUUACGUGGAAGAUGUUGCUGAGUUUUUAUUUUUUAUUGUACAAUAUGCUCCUCAGGUGCUUUACGAGCCCUGUACUCAGGACAUAGUGAUGUUCCUUGUUGUGAUGCUCUGCAACCAGAACUACAUCCGAAAUCCUUAUUUAGUAGCCAAGCUGGUGGAAGUGAUGUUCAUGACAAAUCCAGCUGUUCAGCCUCGGACUCAAAAGUUCUUUGAAAUGAUUGAGAAUCAUCCCCUCUCCACCAAAUUGUUAGUGCCCUCCUUGAUGAAGUUUUACACAGAUGUUGAACAUACUGGAGCCACGAGCGAGUUCUAUGACAAGUUUACAAUCCGCUACCACAUCAGUACCAUUUUCAAGAGCCUCUGGCAGAAUAUAGCUCACCAUGGUACCUUUAUGGAAGAGUUCAACUCGGGGAAGCAGUUCGUUCGCUACAUCAACAUGCUGAUAAAUGACACAACUUUCUUGCUGGAUGAGAGUCUGGAGUCCCUAAAACGUAUCCAUGAAGUGCAAGAGGAGAUGAAGAAUAAAGAACAAUGGGACCUGCUGCCCAGGGAGCAGCAGCAGGCUCGGCAGUCCCAGCUGGCUCAGGAUGAACGUGUCUCUCGUUCAUAUCUUGCCCUGGCAACAGAAACCGUGGAUAUGUUCCACAUCCUUACCAAGCAGGUUCAGAAGCCUUUUCUCAGACCUGAACUCGGACCACGACUGGCUGCUAUGUUGAACUUUAACUUACAGCAACUGUGUGGCCCCAAGUGCCGUGACCUGAAAGUCGAAAACCCUGAGAAAUACGGGUUUGAACCAAAGAAGCUGUUGGACCAACUGACUGACAUUUACCUACAGCUAGACUGUGCUCGCUUCGCUAAAGCAAUUGCUGAUGAUCAGAGGUCCUACAGUAAAGAGCUCUUUGAGGAGGUGAUCUCCAAGAUGAGGAAGGCUGGAAUCAAGUCAACCAUAGCAAUAGAGAAAUUCAAACUGCUGGCAGAGAAAGUGGAGGAGAUUGUUGCCAAGAAUGCCCGUGCAGAAAUUGAUUACAGCGAUGCUCCGGAUGAAUUCAGAGACCCACUUAUGGACACCCUGAUGACUGAUCCUGUGAGGCUGCCCUCUGGAACUAUUAUGGACAGGUCAAUCAUCCUGAGGCAUCUGUUGAACUCUUCCACUGACCCUUUCAAUCGUCAGACGCUGACAGAAAAUAUGCUGGAACCAGUGCCAGAACUUAAAGAGCAAAUCCAAGCCUGGAUGAGAGACAAGCAGAACGCUGACCAUUAAGAAUUCCCUUGCAGUGCACGCCGACACCAAUGGGAAGAGCAGGGCGUGAGCUGUUCGGGUGGUAGUGGAGCAGAUACCCUUUGCAAGCUGUUGAUGGGAUUAGCAUGCCCACUGGCACUGGCUUCCAGUGGUGACCAGAAGCAUGUGGACGAGGACGAAAGCGGCUUAAUUCUUGUACAUAUAUUUAAGUGAUAAGGAUGGUCAAUAACAUGGAGGACAAGCUAGGAAGUUGCUUAUGUUACAAAACUGUCCUUCAGUAUGUCACGUUUUGGAGUUUUUACAGCUGAAUUAUUUUAGCAAAGAUGAAUGGAUCAGGGCAGCAUCCCUUCAACCUUAUUUUUUACAGCCAGAUAUCCGUUAAUUUGAUUGUGGUUAGAACCUUGGACAUUUUGCUGCUAAAGUAACUUUUUCCUCUUUCCCUCCUUUUUUUUUUUCCUCUUCCUCCCAUCGAACCUGCACUGCUGUCCUAUUUUUCUUUUUGUAAUGCAAAAACAAAAAUCCCUGUGAAAAUCAAAAUCAUUCCCCUGCCCUCAAAAGAA
Strigops habroptila (Kakapo) is the source of this 4913-nucleotide messenger RNA. RefSeq names its product ubiquitination factor E4B (gene UBE4B). The record is from RefSeq and is a predicted model, not a curated record. Gene Ontology annotation, cellular component: nucleus; ubiquitin ligase complex; cytoplasm. Gene Ontology annotation, biological process: protein polyubiquitination. Gene Ontology annotation, molecular function: ubiquitin-ubiquitin ligase activity. NCBI's taxonomy places the organism in Eukaryota, Metazoa, Chordata, Aves, Psittaciformes, Psittacidae. Bases 442 to 4374 code for a protein of 1310 amino acids. The transcript has 28 exons.